UUGAAAAGGUGAACGUUCCUCUACUAACCCACUUAGGUAAAUGCAGAUGAGCAUCAGUGGAUUUUUUCUCGAAGUUGUUCUCAAAUUCCAUUAAUAAGACAAGAGGCAUAUAUAAAUGUGAAACUUUUUGGGGAAUCUUCAAACUAAGAUAUUAAGAUGAGCACUGACAUAGUGGAACAGUCUCACCAUGAACAAACAGACAUAGAACAAAAUGGCAUUGACUUCUCCAGACAAAUCAAGACAGAGGACAUGAAUGACUCCCCUCACUCAGUCACCUCUCUGAAGACAUGUCACCUGACACAAGGCUCACCAGUGCAUGGUGGUCAGCUGAGCGGGGAGCUGCCCUCCCUACAUACCAUGCAGCAACUGGUCCUGAUGCCAGGAGCUCACCCAUCAUCCUUCCUGCUCUCACAGACUCAGACAAACCACCAAGCACUUUUGCAGCAGAACCUCUUGUCCCUGCCGCCCCAGAGUCAGUCAGGCCUCUUGCAGCACCAGCCUGGAUUAGCUCUCACACCCCAGGCCAUGAGUCGUUCAGGCCUGGCUGGCUCGUCCAUGGAGGGCCAUCUGGACAUGUCCCACCUACAGGUGCCUAAACACAUGGGAGUUAGCCAACAGGACGAACCUAGUGACCUGGAGGAAUUGGAACAAUUUGCCAAGGCCUUCAAACAGAGACGUAUUAAACUGGGCUUCACUCAGGGCGAUGUAGGUCUGGCUAUGGGGAAACUGUAUGGGAACGACUUCAGCCAAACGACAAUCUCACGUUUCGAGGCCCUGAACCUGAGCUUUAAGAACAUGUGCAAACUGAAGCCCUUACUUGAAAAGUGGUUAAGUGAUGCAGAGAACUCCCCAUCGGAUCCUAUGAGCGCCUCUGCCUCUCUCCCUCCCUUGAUGGAAGGAUAUGGCAGGAAGAGGAAAAAGAGGACGAGUAUCGAAACCAACAUCAAGCUAACCCUGGAAAAACGCUUCAUGGACAACCCCAAGCCCAACUCAGAAGAGAUCACUCUGAUCUCAGACCAACUGUCCAUGGAGAAAGAGGUGGUCCGUGUCUGGUUCUGUAACCGCAGACAGAAAGAGAAAAGAAUCUACUGCCCUGUGUCCAACUCACCUAUGAAGUCUCAUAACUUCAACUCCAGAAUGCAGCCAUCAUGUAACACACUAUUUCAGGCGUCCACAUCCAGAUCAUACAGCCCUCUUGCUUCAGGGGGAGUAUCGUCCAGUUCCUCUCCCAGUAGUCCCAGUCGCGGGCCUUCCCCAGGCACUCUCUCUUCCGCCACCACUACUCUGACCUCCCAGGUCAACCAGUCCUACAGCACUCCAGGGUCAUGGUAUCGAACAUGGAACCCAGCAUCCUAUCACCACUGAAAGAUACUUCCUUAGUAACUGUCCACAAUUAUUCUGAUAACGCAGACAAACUACUGAUGUCAGUAGAGUGAAAGGAAAUAUGUACCUACAACUGUAAUAUAAAAUAAAUUAUGCAAUUGGUAUCAAAUACUCCUUAAUGCAACUGUUUUUUCACUGUGAUAAUCUGUGAGAUGCACAACAGGUAAAUUAUUGCCAGACAAAUGUUCCCUACACAGGAGCAAAUUUCAGACCAGUAUGGCAAUUUUAACUGUUUCCUUUGUUAUUUAUCAUUAGUUAUGGUGCGUUAAGGUACUGUGUGAAGGUGUACAUAUUACAAUGUAAGACAACAAUUGUAUAUGUUGUCCAUUGAUUGUAUUUUUUAUAUUUGUAUGUAUUUGUUUGAACAUUAGUGACAUUGGUAAAAGUUGGGAGUGUAUAGAUUUUGGGGUAAAAUAAAGUUUCUACUGAUCAAUA
Osmerus eperlanus (European smelt) is the source of this 1818-nucleotide messenger RNA. It is a transcript of the gene pou2f3, whose product is annotated as POU class 2 homeobox 3. The transcript has 13 exons. The record is from RefSeq and is a predicted model, not a curated record. Gene Ontology annotation, molecular function: DNA-binding transcription factor activity, RNA polymerase II-specific; RNA polymerase II cis-regulatory region sequence-specific DNA binding. Gene Ontology annotation, biological process: regulation of transcription by RNA polymerase II. NCBI's taxonomy places the organism in Eukaryota, Metazoa, Chordata, Actinopteri, Osmeriformes, Osmeridae. Gene Ontology annotation, cellular component: nucleus. The coding region runs from base 157 to 1365 and encodes 402 amino acids.